Messenger RNA from Caenorhabditis angaria, 2671 nucleotides. The record is from the annotation of a GenBank genome assembly. NCBI's taxonomy places the organism in Eukaryota, Metazoa, Nematoda, Chromadorea, Rhabditida, Rhabditidae.
AUGGUCGACACAUUUUACGAUACAACACUUUGCUCGAAAUUUGGGGUAAGCUCAGAGAGCCUUGAGUUAUCCCAACUCAUUAUUUUUUUCAGAGAGAAGAGAAGGUGUUAGAAAACUGUAAAUUGGAUGAAACUCAGAGUAGUACAUAUCGAAAUGGUUGGCUUGAAAAUUAUGAUGUUUUACAAGGCGAACUUAUGAUGCAGUAGGUUUUUUUUGAUAGAGAAGCGUGAGUGAGGCUAGAGACGCAGAGAAGUUGCAAAAAAGCGAUCCAACCUUCGAAACCUCAAUCAACAAAUUUUCAGAAUCCCUGCAACAGAAAACAUCGAUCUUAUAACUGAUCUCUACAUCGAUGGAAAAUCCAAUUUCAUGACAUCUGGCGAAAAAAUGCUCAAAUUCUUAGCCUCAAAUUCAUCAACCUAUCAAAAACUCUACCAAAAUCCAAUUUCAAGUCCCAACAAAUUCAGUCUCGCCAUUCUACCCAACUCCAAUCAACUCCUCUUUCCAAAUUCUCAAGGCAUCGAAAAACUCAAUGCGACUUGUGCCAACUUGUAUAAAUCAUGCAAAGAAUUGAAGAACGGCGGUUUCAAGGAUCCGCAAAAAUGUGCGUGGUGCGCUAAAAACUAUCAAUUCUACACAAUAUCUCAAGUGGAAGAGAAGUGUACUACAAUUUUCACGGAUCAAUGCCCGCCGCUUGUUCAGGAUGUUGGUUUUUCUUUUUGGGGAGUUAGCAUAACUUUAUGGGUUUUUCAGGUAUCAAGAUUUGCAAAUCGAACUGGAAUUAUGAUUCGAGGAGAUGAUUUGAAAAAUAUCAACAAUCUGGUUGUUAAAUAUUGUGAAACACCGUGCAAAGUUUCAUCGCAUGAUGAUAGAACGUAAGGUUUUGGGGAUGGAGGCUUCAUAAGCUUUUCCAAUUUUCAGAAUUCUAUGCGAGACUGAAAAUUCGAACAAAGAUAUUCUGAAUGAUUGUGAAGAUAUCGAAAUGACUGGAAAUAUUGGUUCAAAACAAUAUAGUCUUCCAUAUCGAAUUGAAAAAUCUGACGGAUCAGUUCAAACUGAAGAAAUCACUGGAGAUCAUAAUAAAGGAGCAAGUCCAACAUGGAAAAUCACUCUAACAAUUAUAGCCGUUCUUUUGUUAUGCUUUGUGGUAGUUAUUCUGGUAUACUGUAUGCGAAAUCGUCUACAACACAUCAAACCAGCAAUUCGUCCGCCACUUCGAAAUGAUCGAGUUGAAAAUGAUUAUCAUAUGGAUUAUAUAACAAGUGCUCCGCGAUUAUCAAGCUUGUCAAAUCUUGGUGAUCAAUAUGUGAAAAUUUUCCGUGAUCUACCAAUUGGUUUGAAAAUUGAUUAUAAUAGUUUAAGAAUUGAUGCAUUUAAUGUUCUUGGAGAAGGACAAUAUGGAAUGGUUUAUUUGGCUGAAUAUACCGAUGAAGAACAUCAUGAUGUUGAAACUGUGGUUUGUAAAAAAAUGAAAGAGGGAAGAAUUUCGGAAUUUUAUGAAGAGGCUAGAACAAUGGCCAGUUUUGAUCAUCCAAAUGUUGUAAGACUUAUCGGAGUCGCUUUGGAAGAUGUGACACAUGUUCCACUUUUAAUUAUGGAAUAUAUGCCACGUGGCGAUUUGUUAAGUCUUUUGAAAGAUAAAGAUGCGAAUAUAACGAUGAGAGAUAUUUUUCAAUUUGCGAUUGGAAUUGCUGAAGGAAUGGCGCAUAUUCAUUCGAAACGAUUUGUUCAUAGAGAUUUGGCGGCUAGGAAUGUUAUGUGAGUUUUCACCUAGGCGUGACUGCUUGAGAUAAAAAUUCUGAAGGCGCGUUCACUUGACAUAACAUCCAGCUAGGCGUGGCUGCUUGAGAUAAAAGUUUUCAAGUCACGAUUCCUUGCCAAAAUGAAAGCCCAUUUUUGCAGGCUUGAUCGUGAUAUGAAAGCAAAAAUCGCCGACUUUGGACUUUGUCGAAAAGUCAACGAGCAAACUCAAACUUACGCAGGAAUCCAGGAUCGAAAAUUGCCAAUCUCUUAUUAUCCACCUGAAGUUUUUGAAAAUAUUGUGAGUAUUCCUGAAGUUCUUUUUUUGAAAAAAAUUAACCUUUUUUCCAGCAAUUUACACUAUCUUCUGAUGUUUGGUCAUUUGGAAUAGUGAUUUGGGAAUUGUUUACAAGAGGAUGGGUCCCGUAUGGAAAUGUGGAUUUACAAGUAUUACGCAGACUAUUAAUGGAAAAUGAGAAUAAUCGAUUGCCGAAACCAGUACAUUGUCCGCAGAAAGUGUGAGUUUUCAGGAGAAAUUUGGGUACAUUGCUCAUAUUAUAUAUUAUUUUGUUUUUAAGGAUUCUUUGAGCCCCCGAUUUUUGCAGAUACGAUGAAAUCAUGUUACCAUGCUGGAGAGCCGAUCCAAAUCGUCGUCCAAUCUUCAACGAACUCGUCAUAACCCUCGGAAAUGUUUUGGACUAUAUGGAACGCUCGGAAAAAUCAGCAUUACACGCCGGUUACGAGCGAGUAAGUCCUAGGUGCUGUUGCUUUUUCCUUGGUUUGAUUUUGUUUUUUUAAUUCAUUUUGCGUUAUGCUAACUAACAUCUAUAAUAUUUUUUCGAAUUUCAAAUCAAAUUUCAAAUUUCCAUUCUUCCAGAUCUCAAUCCCUGGUCGGUCAGAAAACUCCACUUCUAGCUCCGACAUAUGUGAAUGA